AUGCCUCAAUUCAACCCCAGUGUCGAUAUCCCAGAUCUUGGUGAAAAGAUAUGCCUGGUGACCGGAGCAAACUCUGGCCUCGGCGAAGCGGCCGUCAAAGCGCUUGCCCAGCACAAGCCCAAGAAGAUCUACCUCGCUGCCCGCUCUCGAGUCAGGGCUGAAGAGGCCCUCGAGCGGAUCAGAUCAAGUUCAAAAACCGCCUCUACGGCCAACAUCAAGAUUUUGGACCUCGACCUGGCCUCCCUCCAGUCCGUCAAGGCGGCGGCGGCUCGCGUGACUUCUGAGUCGGAUCGACUGGACAUCCUCCAUCUCAAUGGCGGUGUCGCCAUGGUGCCGCACACGACUACGAAAGAGGGCUAUGAGAUCCAGCUCGGAACCAACCACGUCGGACAUGCGCUGCUCACGCAGCUUCUCCUGCCUCUGAUGCUCGAGACGGCCAACCUUCCGGGAGCCGACGUGCGGAUCGUCAGCACAACGUCAGCAUCACACAAGAUCUUUGGACUCAAGGAAGGGAUAGAAUUCGAUCACCUCAAGUCAGAUAUGAAAUCUUUCACCGGGCGAGCCCUCUACGCCCAGUCCAUGCUCGCUAAGUCCCUCUUCGUGUAUGAGCUGGCAAAGCGCUAUCCGCAGAUUACUUCAGCAUCCGUCCAUCCCGGCGGCGUUAAGACGGGAGCGUACAGCGGCGACAAAGAUCUGCCAUGGGCCAUCCGGUACUUGAUCCUCAAACCGGCCCUGGCUCUGACCGGUGUCACGCCGGACGAGGGAGCAAAGACGGGGCUGUGGGCGAGUUUCAGCAAGGGUGUUAUUAAUGGACGUUAUUACGAGCCGGUAGGCGCGGCUGGGCGGGAGAGCAAGCAGACGAAUGAUGAUGGGCUUGCGAAGAGGCUGUGGGACUGGACUGGGGAGGAGUUGGUGAAGAAUGGUGGCCCGGGUUGGCCGUGA
Clonostachys rhizophaga is the source of this 942-nucleotide messenger RNA. Lineage: Eukaryota; Fungi; Ascomycota; Sordariomycetes; Hypocreales; Bionectriaceae. The record is from the annotation of a GenBank genome assembly.